This is a messenger RNA of Heterotrigona itama, 2135 nucleotides long. The record is from the annotation of a GenBank genome assembly. NCBI's taxonomy places the organism in Eukaryota, Metazoa, Arthropoda, Insecta, Hymenoptera, Apidae.
AUGGAGCAGAACGAAGACGAGAAGUCAAUCGCUACAGAAAAUGAACGUUCGCAAGGUAUGCACAUGUUGACUCUGUUGAGUAGCAAUUUGUCAAUAACAAUGGACGAUUAUAUUCUAGGUAAAUUUGACGCCUCUUCGCAAACGGAAAAUUUAGAAAAUACAAAGAACGUGCAGCAGACUCGGCGGUCGAAAGCUACAAACACUGGAAAUGAUGAAUCGAUUCAUUCGCGCCAAACGCGCGAAAUUCAAACGGAUAUUAUGGACGCAGAGACGGUAGAAAAAUUGAAGAAUAGGUUAGAUACUUUGAUGAAUUCCUUGGCCACGCUAUCGGCAGAGAAAUCUAAAAUGGAAGCGAAUUUUCAGCAGGACAAGAAGCACCUGAGAAGCGAACGAGACGAAUGUGAGAAAGUGAUUAAAGAUUUGAAGGAAAAAUUGAAGAAAGCGCAAAGUACGAAUUACUCGGAGAUCGAGCACAUGAAGUGUAAAUUGAUCAUGGAACGUCACGAAAGGGAAAGGGAACAAACUGAUCAUGGAAAGAUGAUGAAAGAACUUCAGAAAUUAUUGCACGACGAACGACGAAGUAAAGAACAACUUGAGAUACAAGUAAAAAGUCAGUUCGCUCACAAAACGCAGUGUAAAAUACUUGAAGCUGAAUUGGAGAUAACUAGAAACAAGCUUAAACAGGCGGAAGAAGCAGCUAAAGAGACUCCUCCAAUUUUACUGUCUCUGCAAUCUGAAAUGGCACUGAUGAAGAAACAACAUUUAAAUGCGAUACACGAAGAGCAAAAAAGAGCUGCUGCUGCGGAGCAACAAGCCAGAGCAUUAGCAAUGACUCACGAGGCAAGAGUAGCUGGCUUAGAAGCAAGAUUGGCUGAACUUUCAGAAAUUGUCGGAGGAUAUGAUAGACUCAGGCAGCAAGAUCAACAAGCCAUACAGAAAUUGAAAGAGCAACUGGUUGGUCUGCAAGAUUCUGAGUACGAUUACAUCACGUUAAACAACCAACCCGAAGAAAUCGUUUCUAAGAUAAAAAGUCUUUACACUAAAUUGCUAGAUUUCGAUAAUAAGAAAAGCGAGUCGGCACACGUCAAAUAUUUAUACGAUAAACAAGAAAUUAUUGACUAUAAAGAAAAGUACGAAACUCUGCUGCAAGAGUUUGAAGAUUAUAAACAACAAAUGAAAUACAGCAACGUUGGGAAUAUAUCGUAUAAUAUUCAGAAUCAAAAUAUUGCAUCGUCGUUGCACGAUAAAAAUCAUAAAGCGCAGUUACAUCUUUUGAAGGCGCAUAAUAAUAAUUUGGAAGAAAGAAUACGUGUUUUGAACAACGAAAUUUCGUCUCAAGAAGAACGUGAAAAACUGAAACAUUUGUUGCUACAGAAAGAGAAUGAAUUUCGUAAUAAAAUGUCUACGUUGGAGCAACAAUUACUACGUCAACGAGAACGAUCGAUGGCUCUCAUCGAAGAAAAGGAUGAAGAAAUUUUAGCCUUGAAAACAUCGUUUCACGCGUUGGUACCGAAAAAGGAAAAUACCGCGGAAUGUAAAUCAAAUGCGUCAAAAUAUAGAAACGGGGCAGAACCUAUUACCGACUUAGUAACAGGAUUAUUAACAAACGACAGCCCUCCGAUAUUGCAUUACAGCCAAGAGUUAGCGAGAAAAGAAGUGCAGGUAUCAGCAUCUAGGAAGAAAGUUUUAGAAUUGGAAGCUACACUGCGAGAGAAACAAAGAGAAAUCGUACAUAUAAAGGAGAAGCAGAGGGAAGAUUCGAAAGUUUUGCAGGCUCAAAUCGAGAGACUCGAAGCUUGCAAGUCUCGGGAAGGUGCGAAUCUUGAAUAUUUGAAGAAUGUUUUUAUAAAUUAUUUAACCACGAACGACGCGUCCAGUAAACGUCAUAUGUUGAACGCCAUUUCUACGGUAUUACGUUUUACUCCAGAGGAAUUAAAUAAGAUUCACGUUAAAUUAUUCACGUACUACAAGAAAUUAUCUCUUGAUACAAUGUACAAAGAAUGUAAAAUCAUUGCACGACAUUCCUUAUUCCGUGUUUAUAUGACUUUAAGAUAUUUGAAAAAAUGUAAGUUGAAGAACAAUUGUAGAACUCUUGUAGCUUAAACGUAUUUACAUUUUUUUAUCAAGAUGUAUAA